AGAAACGAUAGCAGCAGGAGAAGGCGGCGAAGAAGAAUAAUGACGAGAAUGCUAAACGGAAAAUAGAAGAGAGGGAGUACUGUUUAGUGAACGUUAAAUUAACGCUGUACCUCGAAAUAUUAUCAUUGAACAUAGCUGCAUUAUAUUGACUAAACUAUGACAGAGCCUCAGUCAGCGCUGUUACUCAGGAGACAGCUUGCAGAGCUGAACAAAAACCCAGUGGAAGGAUUCUCAGCAGGCCUCAUCGAGGAUAAUGAUCUCUACAGAUGGGAAGUCCUGAUCAUUGGCCCUCCAGACACCCUGUAUGAAGGUGGUGUGUUUAAAGCUCAUCUGACAUUUCCCAAAGACUACCCUCUCAGGCCACCUAAAAUGAAAUUUAUCACAGAUAUUUGGCACCCUAAUGUUGACAAGAAUGGAGAUGUAUGUAUUUCUAUUUUACACGAACCUGGAGAGGACAAAUAUGGCUAUGAGAAACCAGAGGAGCGCUGGCUGCCUAUCCACACUGUGGAAACCAUCAUGAUUAGUGUUAUCUCUAUGCUGGCAGACCCAAAUGGUGACUCACCAGCCAAUGUGGAUGCUGCAAAAGAGUGGAGGGAGGACAGACAUGGUGCAUUCAAAAGGAAAGUUGCCCGUUGUGUACGAAAAAGCCAAGAGACUGCGUUUGAGUGAUAUUCAGCAUGGAUCUAGCUUCAUGUUUUCAGGGUCUCCAAUUGAAAAUCAACAUGGCACUGUUUCCUGCACUCUUCCACCCUGUCGCCAGGCUUGUCCUCCUUUAUUUUGGCUGGAACAGACUGGUUACUGUAGGCUGCAAUAGAAACAUAACAGUGACUACCAAGGCUGACAGAAAAUCGCCAAGCAAGUGCCAACUGAAAACAACACAACAAAAAAACCCGAAAAGAAACCCAGAAGACAAUAAAACAUUUUUCAAGGCUAUGAACUGCUUCAACAUUCAGGAAGAUAUUGUAAAGACAUGUAUAUAGCACAGACUAAACUGGAUAAUAUAUACGCUCCCUUUCCAUCCAUCAAGACAUUUAGACCAAAUGAAUAGUGCUGGUUCAGAUAGAUUUAUUUUUGCCCAUUUUCCUCCUCUCAGAUCCAGCAUGGAUUAGUUCGGUUUAGAUUGUUCUCACAGGAGGUCUUAACGAGAAUCACAGUCCUUUUGGAGGAAUCUCACCUGUGAAGAGCUUGUUCCGUUCAAGCAAGACACGAAUAAUGUGACUAAGGAAUAUCGCCAUAUUAGAAUACACAGCUGUUCUCAUGGGUCCUUUAAUACUCAGGACUCAGCAUCACAUGCACCUGAAUGAUUUUGUUUAUACAUUCUAAGUCUUACACGCCUGCCCCUUCAUAUUUUUUGUGCAUGCUAAAUUUUGUUGGUCUUUUUUUUUUCUUUUUUUUCAAAAGUGCCUCCUAAUAAAAUGCUUGGCCACUUCACCCUGCAUUCAACAAGUGUUAAAAAUGUUGAAAAAACAUAAAACAAUUGUGUACCACCUGUAGUAUUACUCUAUGUAAUAGCCAGUAUACAGGGAAUCUGUAUAAUUAGGAUAUUGGUAACAAUUUGGUGUAGCAAUAACCCCUCCUAUUUGAAAUGUACAAGUUAAUCUUUGAUAUCCUGAUAAAAUUUGAGGCCCUCCUCUCCGAUAUUUUACUUUUAGCAGCACCUCCUUCCCUCGUCUGUAUUGUCCUCGGUAGGAGUUGUUAUGCAUGCUUUAUCUUAAAUUUUUUUUUUGUUUUCUGUUGAAUGUUUCUGGGAUUUUGUUUGCGAAAGUCUGAGUGCUUGUGUAUACAGUAUGUGUGCCAGUUUUGUUUUGUCGCCCUUUCCCCUCAUCCACAAUUUCAUGAUUACUCUGCUCACUGAACUAUUACAGUUUUGCCUAAUGUAUAAAGAUAAAUUACUGAUGUAUAUUUUUCAUGUUAUGAAACUUGUCACCUGUAGUGAGUUCUUCUAAAACAUGACUUUUUUUUUCAAUA
Molecule: messenger RNA, 1968 nt
Organism: Archocentrus centrarchus (flier cichlid)
Lineage: Eukaryota; Metazoa; Chordata; Actinopteri; Cichliformes; Cichlidae
Gene: ube2g1a
Product: ubiquitin-conjugating enzyme E2G 1a (UBC7 homolog, yeast)
Exons: 6
Coding region: 157-669 (170 amino acids)
Source: RefSeq, a predicted model, not a curated record